Molecule: messenger RNA, 649 nt
Organism: Impatiens glandulifera
Lineage: Eukaryota; Viridiplantae; Streptophyta; Magnoliopsida; Ericales; Balsaminaceae
Product: EG45-like domain containing protein
Exons: 3
Coding region: 9-437 (142 amino acids)
Source: RefSeq, a predicted model, not a curated record
UCAAGAACAUGUCUAAACCACCUUGUUAUCAUCAUCAAUGGUGUUUUUCUCUCUUCAUCUUUACAUCUCUCUAUCCUCUCUUCUCUCAAGCAGACGUCGGCUCAGCUUCCCAUUAUAACCCUCCCUAUACUCCGACGGCUUGUUUCGGGAGCGACGGUUCUCAAUUUCCGACAAACAACAUGUUUGCGGCAGCGGGCGAAGGAAUAUGGGAUAACGGGGCGGCUUGUGGUCGACAAUAUUUGGUAGGUUGUAUAAGUACGGCGGCACCCUCGAGUUGUAACGCGGGUCAGGCGAUUAGGGUUAGGAUAGUUGAUAGGGCAAUGACAUCGAAUUCUCGUCCUUCAAGGGAUGCAACAAUUGUAUUAUCGACAACUGCUUUUUAUACUAUUACAAAUGGUUGGCCAUCUAUAGCUAAUAUUGAAUUUCAACAGGUUUGAGAUAAUGGAUACCAAGUCAUCAUGCACUAACUAGGGUUUAUCGUUGAAUAUGGUCAAAGUUACAUUUUAGAUAUUUGUUUUUAAAUUAUGUGUGAAUGUGAUCUAUUUAUUUCUUAAUAUAAAAGUAUAGCUUUAUCACGGGCGGAUCAAAUUAUGUCACGGACGGUUUUAACUUUUAUUGUAUAAUUAAUUAUUUGGACUAUUUUGGUCUA